Ruditapes philippinarum (Manila clam) is the source of this 948-nucleotide messenger RNA. Its product is annotated as dromaiocalcin-1-like. Gene Ontology annotation, molecular function: carbohydrate binding. Gene Ontology annotation, cellular component: external side of plasma membrane. Gene Ontology annotation, biological process: biological process involved in interspecies interaction between organisms. Bases 208 to 765 code for a protein of 185 amino acids. The transcript has 7 exons. Lineage: Eukaryota; Metazoa; Mollusca; Bivalvia; Venerida; Veneridae. The record is from RefSeq and is a predicted model, not a curated record.
UUUUUAGCUUUAUAACGUUUUGAGGACGUUUUUAAUCACGUUUUUAAUCAUGUCUCAUAUUAAUUACAACCGGAAGAUCAGAAGUAGAUUGUAUUACUCAGUAGUUGAUAUAUUAAGAGAUAAAAGUCAUUUUAUGACAGUUGAAUAUGUCUAAUAACUUACUAUACAAGCAAAAUUUUUAAUUAUUAUCUACAUUUUUUUACCAUUAUGAUUUGGAUUUAUAUAUUUACUGUGUUAAGUGUGUGCUCAGACUCGAUAAUAGCAGACGGAAAUUGCCCGGAUGUGGAAAAUAAGGACGAUGUCACAUUCACAUUUAAUUCGAAAUGUUACGAAUACGUUGAGAGUAUCGACACAGAGGUAUCGUUUACAACUGCUGAGGAAGACUGCCGGCUGAAAGAAGGCCGUCUGGUUACGAUACAAGACAAUACUACACAAGUGGAACUGGUCGAACAACUUGAAUACAUUUCGGACAGCCAUACAGUAAUAAUAGGUUUACGUAUGAAAGGCAGUGAAUGGAGAUGGACAACAGGUGACAGUUUGAGUUACAGUAAUUGGGACAGUGACACGAGCUGCAAUGGUACAUGCGCAUGCGCAGUGUUCAACUUGUCAUCAGGGGGCACGUGGGAGAGAUAUAACUGUGAUGCACCAAGCUGGUUUGCUGUCCAUGUGUGCGAAUACGGAUCAUCUAGCAGCAGUUUUUCCCAAAGUUACCAGCUGUUAGCAACUUUGUUUUUCAUUGUUAUGAAAAUGACUAGCGAAAGAUAACCGCUGAUACAAUAGCCACUAAGCUUGUAAAUCAUUGGACUGAUUUUGCCGCAAGUGUGACUUACGAAUCAGUAAAAAUGAUCUUACAAAAUCAAUUAUUAUUUCAUCAAGCGCAAGCUGAUGUUGACUUUUUUCAUUGUUUUGUUACUUUUAAAUGAAUAAAUUAUUCUUAUUUAAACUAUA